Molecule: messenger RNA, 1048 nt
Organism: Drosophila biarmipes
Lineage: Eukaryota; Metazoa; Arthropoda; Insecta; Diptera; Drosophilidae
Exons: 6
Coding region: 615-938 (107 amino acids)
Source: RefSeq, a predicted model, not a curated record
CUGUAAUAGAAAUUAUGACAUGGGAAACGGUUUCUUAAAAGUAAGAUGUGCUUUAAAGUGAACCACCAGUACUGCUGCUACUUUAUCGGAGUUCUGGCGAUGAUUUUGGGAUUCCUGGAAGUGGCGUUCAAGUCCGAGCAGAUAGAUUUGCAAAAUACGUGCGCCUAAUUGAACUGUUUCAGCGAGAUUCCUAGUCGCUUUAAAUUCUGAUUAAGAAAUCUGAUCACCGUAAAAAGGACCUCAAAUUCGAAAAUAAUUAGUCUUUUUAACAGAAAUUGUAUCGUCAAAAUAGUUUUAAAUUUUUUUUAAAGAAGUUAUAAAAGAAACAGGGAAGAACGCUAAAGUGGAGUGCUUCUACUAUCAUAAGCCUGUUACUCAGCUUGGGGGAGCAAAAGGGAAGGGAGCAAAGCGAUCUUGUAAAGCGCCACCUACUCGCUAUUUCAACAUAUGUUUGCUAUGUGGGCGGCUGCAUUCAUAUUAAUAGUAGUACCCCCGGUCAUUAUCUUCAAUGGACAAAUUGGUUAGGAUAUUUUGCACUACCAUUAUUAUUACAUAGUGUAAUUGGUGAUUAAAAAAAAGGAUCUGAUUCUCUUUUAGCGGAUUCGAAUUGGAAGAUGAAUAGUUACUGGAAUUCUAUAUUGUUGGCAUGCGUCAUAUCCUGGGUCAUGAUUAUGUUAGGCGCAGUUAUUCUGAUUGUUGGCGCUUUUUUGAAGGAUCGAAGGUUGUUACUUGUCUGGAUAAUAGUCGCUCUGGUUUUCGGAGUGGGUCUGAUUAUUUUGAAAAUAGUUAUAUUUACAUGCUUCCUUUUUAAACAUAAUGAAGAAACCCAUCAGCUCCUGUUUGGCAGUUUAACGAUAGUUAACAUAUUAUUGGUAUUUUUAUUCGUCUACUAUCCUUAUGCAUAUAGGCACGAACUGGAAGAUGAGCAAUACGAAUAAAUUUUAUUCAAAAGGCGUCUUAAUUACUUUUGCUUGGAAAAUCUGAUAUAGAAGUGUGGUAAACUAAAUAAUAUAAACCAAAAAAAAUAAAUAAAAAAUAUUACAAACGA